Darwinula stevensoni is the source of this 702-nucleotide messenger RNA. The record is from the annotation of a GenBank genome assembly. Lineage: Eukaryota; Metazoa; Arthropoda; Ostracoda; Podocopida; Darwinulidae.
AUGUCCGAGAUGUCGCUCAGCGCCGCCGGUCUGAUGAUCCAGUUCCUCCUGGUCAUGUCGGAGUUCACGUGGCAUAAGCUGGUCGGGCUCUACGUGAAGGAGGAGAUCACGUCCGUGGACGACGUCCUGGACCCGGACCCGUUCGGGCCGCGCAGCCGGGUCAGCCGGGACCUCGGCCGAGGCCGGGAGGGGAGAGCGAAUAAAGAGAAAUGCUAUCCCCCAUACGGAUGCUUCUCUAUCGACUUCCCGUGGACGUCCGAGCAGAGACCGGAGGCUUUUUUCCCGGAACCCCCGGAGGAGAUCCGACCCGCUUUCUGCCUUUACACCCGUCAGAAUCCAACCGAAUGCCACGUACGGCGGCUCUCUUUUCCCCCGAUGCAGUCACCGAAGCGGUUUCUCUUAAUCGAUUUCGAACUCCCACAGCGUCUGAGGACGAACGAGACUCAGAGGCUGAGGGAAUCCCCGUUCGACCCGAGGCAUCCCGUCACGCUGCUCACUCACGGAUACCUGGAACACGGACGGAAGCGGUGGCUACUGGUACCUCCCCUCUCUGCCUCCACUCUCUCUGCCCUCCCCCAUGGAGCCCAUGGAGUUCCUAAUCUCGAGCGUUGCGAUGCAGAGACUGACGGAGGAGCUGCUGAAGGCGAAGGAGCAGAACGUGGUCGUGCUGAGCUGGCUCGGGGGAUCCGGACCGCCUUAUGA